Molecule: messenger RNA, 4293 nt
Organism: Myxocyprinus asiaticus (Chinese sucker)
Lineage: Eukaryota; Metazoa; Chordata; Actinopteri; Cypriniformes; Catostomidae
Product: GRB10-interacting GYF protein 1-like
Exons: 25
Coding region: 756-3770 (1004 amino acids)
Biological process (GO): insulin-like growth factor receptor signaling pathway
Molecular function (GO): protein binding
Source: RefSeq, a predicted model, not a curated record
UAAAACACAAACAACAAGGCGAGUCUGAGCGAGACUGAAAAAGUCAUUGCGACCGUUGCAGAUAUAAGAAAACAAAUUUAUAUAUAAUUCAGCAUCGAAACUCGUACAAGAUAAGUGUUCAAAGCAGAGACAUUCAAGUUCAUAUCAUUGGUAGCUGCGGAGCACGUAUGUGCUACAGGAGUGAAUACUUUCAAGAAGAUCCAACUCUGGCUAGUUUAGCCUAGCUGGCCAGCAAGCUCUCUUUGGCACAUUUCGCAGAAAAGGUGUCAGGAGUUGGGAGCUGAAGGCUUGCCUAUGUAAAAACAAAGUCUCAAAUUCAGAACAUAAAAAAGAGAUCAAGAAUUUAGAGAAGAGAUUUACUCAGCAAUAAAUACGGCAUUACAAACUGCCCUGAAUUUUUUUCUGACAGCAAUUGCUGUGAUUAAUGCUGCCACAAGUUCUUAAUUAAACAGUGUAUUUUCUCUCAAGUGUUUUCAGCUUGAUUCUUUUUAUUAAAGAUCCGAAGUUAUUGGCACAUUAGGGUGGUGUGCCAUCUUUUUGGAGCUUCUGGCUUGAUAUCCAUCAGCCUUUAUCUCCCUGAAACUGGCAGCUAUUGCAAAGCUCGUACAGAGUGUAGAAUUACCAAGUCCACCUCAGCACACAGAACCACCACACAGGUUCUGACAGAACCACCUCAAUCCUGUCCCCCGUUCAUCUGGUCCUUAAAAGUCCUUUUCUUUGGACGAGAAAUCUUGAGCCCUCUGGACACACAGAAUAUGACUGCUGAGACACUUAACUUCGGUCCAGAAUGGCUCCGUGCACUAUCCAGAGGGGGGAGUGUAACGUCCCCUCCCCCUUCCCCUGCGAUGCCAAAGUCCAAGUUGGCCGACUACCGCUAUGGCCGCGAGGAGAUGUUAGCACUUUAUGUCAAAGAUAACAAGAUCCCUGAGGACAUGCAGGAUAAGGAGUUUGCUGUUAUCCUGCAGGAAGAGUCUCAGCAGCCAUUGGCCUUGGUGCCCCUAACUGAAGAGGAGCAGAGAAACUUCUCCAUGUCUGUGAACAGCGUGGCAGUGCUGAGGCUUAUGGGUAAAGGAGGUGGGGCUGUACCAACAACUGUAGCUAGAGGGCGUGGAAGCACUCGAGGAAGCCGAGGGAGAGGCAGAGGAGAGGGUGGAUUCUACCAAAGAAGUGUGGAUGAAGAGGUCGGGUUUGGCCUUGGAAGAGAGAUGCUCCGCAGCCAGAGCUGGGAUGACAGAGGUGAGCGGCGCUUUGAGAAGCCUUUGAGGCGUGAUGGUGGCCGUGGUGGGUUUGAGGAGGGCGGGGCAGGAGGAAGGAAGGACUACACCCGCUCGGAUAGUGAUAACUGGCGAACACUCAGAGAGGAGCUGGAGGGCGAUGAUGGGACGGAGCCUGGGGGAAGCUGGAGGAUUGCAGGUGGUCGGCGUGAAGAUGGUGGCCCUCGUUCAGCAGGUUGGCGGGAUCACAGCAGUGGAGAUGGACGUCGUAGGAAGUUUGACUUUGACUUCCGGGAUGGAGAGAGUGGGCGGAGAAGGGCAGGAGGUGAGGGUGGAGAGGAAGAUAGAGAUGGCCUACCUGAGUGGUGCACAGAUGAAGAAGAGGGAGAGAUGGGAACCUUCGACUCUUCUGGAGCCUUCAUGUGCAUUAAGAAGAAUCCCAGAGAUGCAAUCCCUGAAGACCAGGAACUGGAAUUUGAGGCUCUGGAGGAGGAAGAGGAGAGUGAUGAGGAAAAGAAGGACAUCCCUGCUGAUAAACGGGAGGAUUGUGAGGCAGCAUCUGUGUGUGAGGGCAAUGGGAAGUCAGCAUCUCCAAUUGCCGUGUCUGCUCCUGGCCCUAUACACCCUUCAGAGCAAGAGUCCCCCAAACCGACUGUCACUCCUCCCCUAAAACCUGCACCCCAGGCAGCUAAAGGUGCAGCUCCGGCAGAUGGCAGCACACAGCAAACACAGAACUCAUCCCCUCCUCUUUCCAGUGGUACUGACCUCCCAACAAUAGGGGGGGACACUGAGGAAGAAGAUGGCAUGAAGCACCUUCAGCAGGAGGCUGAAAAAAUGGUGGCGUCUCUGCAGGAUACGUCCCUCGAGGAGGAAUGUUUUACUCAAGCACUUCAGGAGAGCCACAUCACUGUGGCACACACACUCACACACCCCACUGCGCACACGCACUCUCAUUCCACCCCACAUAUGCUCCCACAUUCUGCCAGCGCUCUGCCCCUCUCCCACGAGUCCGCCAUGAAGUGGUUCUACAAAGACCCUCAAGGAGAGAUUCAAGGUCCAUUCAAUACUGUGGAGAUGUGUGAGUGGUUUCAGGCAGGUUAUUUUGCCAUGACCCUGCUGGUCAAACGUGGCUGUGAUGAGGGAUUUCAGCCCUUGGGUGAAGUCAUCAAGAUGUGGGGGCGUGUGCCUUUCUCUCCUGGCCCUUCCCCUCCUCCCCUGCUGGUAAGGAAAAAGGGGAACAUGGACCAGGAGCUGUUAAAGAAACAGUUAGAACAAGCUGCCACUGCAGCUUUGUACCAACAACUUCAGAUGAGAUUUCAGCACAUAAACAGGUGUGGGGAGACUGGAAUAAUGCCUGCUAUGAACAGGUCAAUGUCAGUGCCAGACACCGGGCCCUUGUGGGAGAUGCCUACCUCAGUCUCUCAGCAGUUGGGCGGUGAGAACAGUCUGUGGGACUUAACCAUGAGUAACUCUGCUCAGGGUCCAACCCUUGAACAUUUGCAGAAAAUCCAGCAGGACAGGCGUGAAGCUGAACUCAGGGUGAAGCGCGAAGAGGAGGAGAGGAAACGAAGGGAGGAAAAGCGUCGGCAGCAGGAGGAACAGAAGAGGAGAGAGGAGGAGGAACUUUAUAGACGAAAACAGCAGUGCCGUCAGCAGCAGGAGUUGAUCAUGAAGUUAUUUCAGCAGAGCCAGCAGCAGAAUGUAUCAGGGGGUGCAGGGUGGAGUGGAAGCCAGGCAGGAGCUCUAUCUCUGGGCAAGGCCACAGGAAAGAGCAUGGGACUUCUGGAGAUGGAGGCAGAGAGGCUUCACAAACAGCAGCAGCAGAGAGCUCAGCAGCAAAGACAUGGAGGUUUGACGAUGGGCCAGUGGGGUGAUGGCUCAGCAGGGAUGAGGGUAGGAUCUGGCAUGGAAGGGAAGGUUGGAGGUAGCAACCCUGCUAUGGGCAUGUGGGAUGAGGCCAUGAAGAACCAAACCAGCCAUCGCAACAUCGGCCUGAAGAACAGCCGCAGCAGCCCCUCUCUCAGUGAGCAGUACAUGCUAAAUCGCCGUAAGCGUACUGAUGACGAGGAUAGACUUCUGAAGCUACUUCAGGGGAUGAAAGCUCAGGAUGGUUUCACCACUUGGUGUGAACAGAUGCUCCAUGCUCUCAACACCUCUGCAAAUAACUCCUCUUCACUGGAUGUGUCCACCAUUGUGGCAUAUUUGAAAGAGGUGGAGUCACCAUACGAAGUUCAUGACUUCAUCCGCAUUUAUCUGGGCGAUACCAUUGAAGCCAAAGAGUUUGCCAAGCAGUUCCUGGAGCGCCGUGCCAAACAGAAAGCAAAUCAUCAGAGACAACAGCAGCAGCAGCUUUCCAAGGAGGUCUCUGGAUUGAACAUGAACUUCCCCCUGCAGUCGAUGUUCCAGGCAGCUCACAUGAGUAAGGGUGGCAGUUUGUACGACACUCAGGGAGGAAAAGCAAAGAAAAAGUCUAGCAUGAUGCUCCACUCUGACCCCAGUAUCCUCGGCUACUCAUUCCUGGGGGGAGGUGAGCUGGAGCAGGUGGAGGAUUACUGACCCAGCCCGUCUACUUGAGUUUACCUGAGGCCUUAAACCUGGAGCAAAUCAGCAGAGGAAUGUGCACUGAUUAGCGAGGAAGGGGUGGGACAACACAUGUCCAUGCCCCUAUCCCGCUUUCUCUCUUUCUCUGAGAGAGAGGAGCAAAAGAGAGGGUUAUUGGGAGGUUCAUUGUGAAGAGGAGAUUCUCUUCCACCUCCCAUCAGUAAAGCACCUUAUCGAAACUUGCACUUUAAUGUUUUCAUAUUUGAAAUUGAGUUUGUCUUUUUUACAAUGCAGAAAUGUGUGAAUAUAUUGUUGCAUAUAUUAUGUGUAGAAUAUUUGUAUGAGUAUACAUACAAGAGGUAGGAACAGAGUGGAACACAGAGGUUAAGAACGUUCUUAGGGGAGAUUAGAGUCGACUCUCUCCCCUAAAAAACAAACACUGUUGUAUUUUUAUGUUAUGGUAAAGCUAUAAAAAUCUGAAUUUGAAAACUUGAAGAUUUGCACUUGUUUAACAAAAAAAACAAAAAAAAAAAAAGAA